Candoia aspera is the source of this 2885-nucleotide messenger RNA. Its product is annotated as hexokinase-2-like. The record is from RefSeq and is a predicted model, not a curated record. Gene Ontology annotation, biological process: glucose 6-phosphate metabolic process; glucose metabolic process; carbohydrate phosphorylation. The transcript is spliced from 18 exons. Gene Ontology annotation, cellular component: cytosol; mitochondrion. Gene Ontology annotation, molecular function: ATP binding; mannokinase activity; D-glucose binding. Lineage: Eukaryota; Metazoa; Chordata; Lepidosauria; Squamata; Candoiidae. Bases 96 to 2846 code for a protein of 916 amino acids.
GGCUGCGGAGUCACUUUGUUCGGCCGGCUUCGUCCGAGCGCGGGUCUUUCGCAUCGGGCUGAGCGCGGCUCCCGGGCCUCCCGCAGCAGCGCGCCAUGAUCGCCGUGCACUGGCUGGCGUACCUGUUCACCGAGCUCCACCACAACCAGGCGCAGCGGAUUGACAGGUACCUUUAUCACAUGCGGCUUUCGGAUGAGAUGCUCCAUGACAUUUCAGAUCGGUUCCGGAAGGACAUGGAGAAGGGCCUGAGGGCAGACACCAACCCUACAGCUUCUGUGAAGAUGCUGCCAACCUUUGUGAGGUCCAUUCCUGAUGGAACAGAGGAAGGUGACUUCUUAGCGUUGGAUCUAGGUGGCACAAAUUUCCGGGUGCUAAGAGUCAGAGUUGCAAAUAACGGCAGCAAGAAAGUUGAGAUGGAGAAUCAGAUCUAUGAUAUCCCAGAAGAACUGAUGAGAGGCAGUGGAACACAGCUCUUUGACUACAUUGCUGAAUGUUUGGCCAACUUCAUGGAGCAGCUGCAGAUAAAGGACAGGAAGCUGCCACUGGGCUUCACCUUCUCCUUUCCCUGCCACCAGACCAAACUGGACGAGAGCAUUCUGGAUACAUGGACCAAAGGAUUCAAGUGCAGCGGCGUGGAAGGGAAGGAUGUGGUUUCGCUGUUACGGAAUGCUAUAAAGAACCGAGGGGACUUUGACAUUGAUGCUGUGGCUGUGGUGAAUGACACCGUUGGGACAAUGAUGACCUGUGGCUAUGACCACAACUGUGAAGUUGGGCUUAUUGUUGGUACUGGGUCAAACGCUUGCUACAUGGAAGAGAUGCGCCAUAUAGAUACUGUGGAGGGCGACGAGGGCCGCAUGUGCAUCAACAUGGAGUGGGGAGCCUUUGGAGAUGACGGAUCCCUCAAAGAUACCAGAACAGAGUUUGACCAAGAGGUUGACAGGGGGUCACUGAAUCCUGGCAAGCAGCUGUUUGAGAAGAUGAUCAGUGGCUUGUAUAUGGGCGAGCUGGUCAGGCUCAUCCUGGUGAAGAUGGCCAGGGAGAAGUUUCUCUUCAAUGGGAGGGUCACUACUGACUUGAUGAGGAAAGGGUACUUUGAGACCAAAUAUGUGUCAGCCAUCGAAAAGGAGAAGGAAGGCCUCUCCAAAGCCCGUGAGAUCUUGGCACGGCUGGGCCUGGAGCCCUCUGACGAGGACUGUGUGGCCACCCAGCGAGUCUGCGAGAUUGUCUCCACCCGCUCGGCAAGCCUCUGUGGGGCUACUCUGGCCGCUGUGCUUCGGCGCAUGAAGGAGAACAGGGGGGUCGACCGGCUGCGCACCACCAUUGGGGUAGAUGGCACCGUCUACAAAAAUCACCCUCAUUUUGCCCGCCGCCUUCACAAGGUGGUGCGUCGCCUCCUGCCGGACUGCGAAAUCCGAUUCGUUCGGUCAGAAGAUGGGAGCGGCAAGGGAGCCGCCAUGGUGACUGCGGUGGUGAAGCGGCUGGCCGCCCAGAGUAAGGUCCGCCAGGAGAUCCUCAGCCCUCUGCAGCUCAGCCCCCAGCAGCUGCUGGAGGUGAAGAGGAGGAUGCGGCAAGAGAUGAAGUUGGGCCUGGCCCAAAAGACGCAUGCCAAGGCCACCGUGAAGAUGUUGCCCACCUAUGUGUGUGCCACUCCUGAUGGGACAGAAAAAGGAGACUUCCUGGCCUUGGACCUCGGGGGCACCAACUUCCGCGUGCUUCUGGUGCGCAUACGGAAUGGGAUGCGGCGCAGCGUGGAGAUGCACAACAAGAUCUACUCCAUUACAGAGGAUAUCAUGCAAGGGACAGGGGAGGAGCUCUUUGAUCACAUUGUCCACUGCAUUUCGGACUUCUUGGAAUACAUGGGGAUGAAGGGGGCUUCGCUUCCUCUGGGAUUUACCUUCUCCUUCCCUUGUCAGCAAAAGAGCCUUGAUGAGGGCAUUCUCCUGCAGUGGACCAAGGGGUUUAGUGCUUCUGGUUGUGAAGGAGAAGAUGUUGUGGGCCUGCUGAAGGAGGCCAUCCACAGAAGAGAGGAGUUUGAACUGGAUGUGGUAGCCUUGGUGAAUGAUACGGUGGGCACCAUGAUGACUUGUGGGUAUGAAGACCCUCUUUGUGAAGUGGGGCUCAUUGUUGGAACUGGCACCAAUGCCUGCUACAUGGAGGAGCUGAGAAAUGUGGAGGUGGUGGCUGGGGACAAGGGCAGGAUGUGCGUCAAUAUGGAGUGGGGCGCCUUUGGCGACAAUGGCUGCUUGGAUGAUUUCUGGACGGAGUUUGAUGCUGCUGUGGACGAGAACUCCCUCAACCCGGGGAAGCAACGAUUUGAGAAGAUGAUCAGCGGGAUGUACCUGGGCGAAAUUGUCCGCAAUAUCCUGAUUGAUUUCACCAAGCGAGGACUGCUCUUCCGUGGGAGAAUCUCUGAACCGCUGAAGACGAAGGGGAUCUUUAAGACUAAGUUCCUGUCUCAGAUUGAGAGUGAUCGCCUGGCACUGCUGCAGGUCCGCUCCAUCCUCCAGCACCUUGGCCUGGAGAGCACGUGCGAUGACAGCAUCAUUGUGAAGGAGGUGUGCACUGUGAUUGCGCGACGCGCUGCUCAGCUGUGUGGGGCAGGAGUGGCAGCAGUGGUGGACAAGAUCCGGGAGAACCGGGGAUUGGGCUUCCUUGAGGUCACUGUCGGCGUGGAUGGGACCCUCUACAAACUCCAUCCUCACUUCUCUACGGUGAUGCACGAAACAGUGAAACAGCUUUCGCCCAAGUGCGCGGUGACCUUCCUCCAGUCUGAGGAUGGCAGCGGCAAGGGGGCAGCACUUAUCACUGCAGUUGCGUGCCGGAUACGGGAGGCCGGCCAGCACUGAGAGUGGGGUCCCCGAACUCCGUACGCAUGGCUGCCCAUU